This is a messenger RNA of Sorex araneus (European shrew), 4935 nucleotides long. It is a transcript of the gene TNPO2, whose product is annotated as transportin 2. Gene Ontology annotation, molecular function: nuclear import signal receptor activity; small GTPase binding. The record is from RefSeq and is a predicted model, not a curated record. The coding region runs from base 172 to 2913 and encodes 913 amino acids. Gene Ontology annotation, biological process: protein import into nucleus. Gene Ontology annotation, cellular component: nucleus; cytoplasm. The transcript has 25 exons. Lineage: Eukaryota; Metazoa; Chordata; Mammalia; Eulipotyphla; Soricidae.
CGUACGGAAGCCGCCGCAGCUCAUCCCCGGCCGCGUUUCCUUUCCUUUCUUUUUUUUUCUUUUUUUUAUUUUUUUAAUUCCUUCCCUGGCUCCCUCCUUCCGCGCGAGUCUCUGGAGAAGCCGCAUCGCCUGGCGCCGCUGCCGCCGCCCGGGCCCGGCUCGCCUUGCACUAUGGACUGGCAGCCCGACGAGCAGGGACUGCAGCAGGUCCUGCAGCUUCUCAAAGACUCGCAGUCGCCCAACACGGCCACGCAGCGCAUUGUCCAGGACAAACUCAAACAACUGAACCAGUUUCCAGAUUUCAACAAUUACCUGAUCUUCGUCCUGACCCGACUCAAGUCGGAAGAUGAGCCCACACGAUCCCUUAGUGGCCUCAUCCUCAAGAACAACGUGAAGGCGCAUUACCAGAGCUUCCCACCACCUGUGGCCGACUUCAUCAAGCAGGAAUGUCUCAACAACAUCGGGGACGCAUCCUCUCUCAUCCGCGCCACCAUCGGUAUCCUCAUCACCACCAUCGCGUCCAAGGGGGAGCUGCAGAUGUGGCCGGAGCUGCUGCCUCAGCUCUGUAACUUGCUCAACUCCGAGGACUACAACACGUGCGAGGGAGCCUUUGGCGCCCUGCAAAAGAUCUGCGAGGAUUCGUCCGAGCUCCUGGACAGCGAUGCCCUCAACCGGCCCCUCAACAUCAUGAUCCCCAAGUUCUUGCAGUUCUUCAAACACUGCAGCCCCAAGAUCCGGUCUCACGCCAUUGCUUGUGUGAACCAGUUCAUCAUGGACCGGGCCCAGGCGCUGAUGGACAACAUCGACACCUUUAUCGAGCACCUGUUUGCCCUGGCCGUGGAUGACGAUCCCGAGGUGCGCAAGAACGUGUGCCGGGCGCUGGUGAUGCUGCUGGAGGUCCGCAUUGACCGGCUCAUCCCGCACAUGCACAGCAUCAUCCAGUACAUGUUGCAGAGGACCCAGGACCACGACGAGAAUGUGGCGCUGGAGGCCUGCGAGUUCUGGCUGACGCUGGCUGAGCAGCCCAUCUGCAAAGAGGUCCUGGCUUCCCACCUGGUCCAGCUCAUCCCCAUCCUCGUGAAUGGCAUGAAGUACUCGGAGAUCGACAUCAUCCUGCUGAAGGGUGACGUGGAGGAGGACGAGGCGGUCCCCGACAGCGAGCAAGACAUCAAACCGCGCUUUCACAAGUCCCGCACGGUCACAUUGCCCCACGAGGCCGAGCGCCCCGACGGCUCCGAGGACGCGGACGAUGACGAUGAUGAUGACGCUUUGUCCGACUGGAAUCUGAGGAAGUGCUCGGCAGCCGCCCUGGAUGUCCUGGCCAACGUCUUUCGGGAGGAGCUGCUGCCUCACCUGCUCCCGCUGCUCAAGGGCCUGCUCUUCCACCCCGAGUGGGUGGUCAAGGAGUCGGGCAUCCUGGUGCUGGGCGCCAUCGCAGAGGGCUGCAUGCAGGGCAUGGUCCCUUACCUGCCCGAGCUGAUCCCACACCUCAUCCAGUGCCUGUCCGACAAGAAGGCCCUGGUCCGUUCCAUCGCCUGCUGGACGCUGAGCCGCUACGCCCACUGGGUCGUCAGCCAGCCCCCUGACAUGCACCUGAAGCCUCUCAUGACCGAGCUGCUCAAGCGCAUUCUGGAUGGCAACAAGAGGGUGCAGGAGGCAGCCUGCAGUGCUUUUGCCACCCUGGAGGAGGAAGCGUGCACGGAGCUGGUGCCCUACCUCAGCUACAUCCUGGACACCCUGGUCUUCGCCUUCGGCAAGUACCAGCACAAGAACCUGCUCAUCCUCUACGACGCCAUUGGCACCCUGGCUGACUCCGUGGGCCACCACCUCAACCAGCCGGAAUACAUUCAGAAGCUGAUGCCGCCACUGAUCCAGAAGUGGAACGAGCUCAAGGAUGAGGACAAGGAUCUUUUCCCUCUGCUGGAGUGCUUGUCCUCCGUGGCCACCGCCCUGCAGAGCGGCUUCCUGCCCUACUGCGAGCCCGUCUACCAGCGCUGCGUCACACUGGUGCAGAAGACUCUGGCCCAGGCCAUGAUGUACACCCAGCACCCGGAGCAGUAUGAGGCCCCCGACAAGGACUUCAUGAUCGUGGCGCUGGACCUGCUCAGCGGCCUGGCCGAGGGCCUGGGCGGCCAUGUGGAGCAGCUGGUGGCCCGCAGCAACAUCAUGACGCUGCUGUUCCAGUGCAUGCAGGACUCCAUGCCUGAGGUCCGGCAGAGUUCCUUCGCACUCCUGGGAGACCUCACCAAAGCCUGCUUCAUCCACGUGAAGCCCUGCAUCGCCGAGUUCAUGCCCAUCCUGGGCACCAACCUGAACCCUGAAUUCAUCUCUGUGUGCAACAACGCCACCUGGGCUAUUGGAGAGAUUUGCAUGCAGAUGGGGGCAGAGAUGCAGCCGUACGUGCAGAUGGUCCUCAACAACCUGGUGGAAAUCAUAAACCGACCCAACACACCCAAGACGCUUCUUGAGAACACAGCCAUCACCAUCGGCCGCCUGGGCUACGUGUGCCCCCAGGAGGUGGCCCCGAUGCUGCAGCAGUUCAUCCGACCGUGGUGCACCUCGCUCAGGAAUAUCCGGGACAACGAGGAGAAGGACUCGGCCUUCCGGGGCAUCUGCAUGAUGAUCGGUGUCAACCCAGGGGGCGUCGUGCAGGAUUUUAUCUUCUUCUGUGACGCUGUUGCCUCCUGGGUGAGCCCGAAGGAUGAUCUUCGGGACAUGUUUUAUAAGAUUCUCCACGGCUUCAAAGACCAGGUCGGGGAGGAGAAUUGGCAGCAGUUCUCAGAGCAGUUCCCGCCACUGCUCAAGGAGAGACUGGCCGCGUUCUAUGGGGUUUCUGUCUGCGUCGUCGUCAGAGGGGUCUCUAGGGAGCACGCUGCGUUCAGGAGUCGCCGUGCCCUGGCCGAGGGGGGUUAGGGAGGAGAGGGCCCCGCAUCCAGACGCGCUCCCCAGCCGUCUCCCUGCCUCGCCUGGCCGGUGCUGGUGGGUAGGUGGAGGGGUCUCCACGCUCAUCCGACAAAAGGGAGGGGGGUGGGACUUCCUGGCCGGGGCCCCCGGGCUGUCAUCGGGGUCACCUUGGGCACCCCACAUCGGGAGGGUGGGCCCAGCCACGUGGGAGGGACGCAUCGACAUGCCGAGGGGAACCGGCUGAGGGUGAGGCGCGGGGCCAGCAGGCGGGAGGGGGGGGUCCUUGUAGACACGUACACUCACAUGUACACACGUGGCCACACGCAUGUGUGGGCGCAGCCAUCAGCCAGGCUGGGCUAGCUGCCCCCCUAUUUUCCCGACUGCAUGGAGACAGUAGAAUUAGUGAACCCCCUGAGUUAGCCCGUAAGGCCUUUGUAACCUGCAACCUAGAGUUUAAGAAGCUUCUGCUGUUUCGCCGGAAUGGGCGGUGAGUGGGGAGGGCUGGGUGGUUUGGGGGUCGGGAGGAAGCGGCCGGCCAUCUUGGGCCUCCAGCCAGCACACACACACACACACACACACACACACACACACACACACACACACACACACACACACACACACACACACACACACACACACACACACACACACACACACACACACACACACACACACACACACACACACACACACACACAGACACAUACACACAGACACAUACACACACGCUUUGGGCCUGCUCCGCACACUUCCUGCCACUGGACAGCCACUGCUGUCCGUGUGCUCCCCUCUGCCCUGGCCGGAAGCGUGGGACCAUCAGCUGCGGGGGGGGGGGGCACAGAGCGCCCCUUCUUCCCUGCUGUGCUCCAGCGGCCAGGGCUGUGGAGAUUUUCGUCCCAAGAGCGGUGGCUCUCCAUCUGAGCAGGCGCGUGAGCAGAUGCUUUCUCUGCGCUUCCAGAACGAGAGGGUUGAGGGCCGGCCAUGAUGGCUGGGGGGAGAGGAGGGGCUCCUGGCUGGGCCCAGACACCCCACCAUGGGCCAGUGACGCCAGGGAACUUUCUAGAUGGGUGGGGGCCCGCUUAGGGACAGGGCUUCUCAGUUGGCCUGGAACCUGAAAAUGGGCCCUGCAAUGCCUUUCUUUUUUUUUUUUUUUUUUUCUUUCUUUUUUAAAUUUUUAUUUCCUGCCCCUCUUCUGCUUUGUUAACUUGCAGGGGGAGGGCUUUGGGGGACUGAAGAUGUUUUGCUGGAUCCUGGUAUCUGGGUGCUGGGCCUCAUGCCCAUGGGCCCCAGCUCUUCUCGCAGCCAGGAUGAGGCCUUGCCUCGAAGCCCAGGGUACUCGCUGCACAUUCCAUUCACCCAGCAGGGCCCCUCCGCCAGUGGAACUCCAGCAGGUCUCUGGAAGCCAUUUGUUUAAAAAAAAAAAAAAAAUUUAAAAAAAAUUUAAAGAAAAAAAUAGAAAAAGCAGGAAAAAAAGUGUUUGUUUGUUUUUUUUUUAAGACCGUUUAAUUUGCUGGAAAUUCCAGUUCCCUGGAGCACCUGUUGCUGGGGCCUGGCCCGGGCAUGUGGCUGGCUGGCAGGUUGGGUUAGAUCGGGAACACCCCCACCCAGGAUUUGGGGUGAGAUCCCCCAGCCGCCAUCAGGGAAGGGAGGAGAGCCUGGUUGGAUUUGGCUAUCUUCCUUCCUUCCUUUUUUCCUUCCUUCCUUUCUUUUUUCUUUCUUUUCUUUCUUUCUUUCUUUCUUUCUUUCUUUCUUUCUUUCUUUCUUUCUUUCUUUCUUUCUUUCUUUCUUUGAAACUAUUUAAUUUUUUAAUUUAUUUUUUGGUUGAUUUUUGCACAACGAAGUUUCAGCUUCUCCACUUUCUCCCCUGCUCAGGGCUGCGGACCCUGACACGGGCAGCUCUCCCCUCCCCCUUUCCCACGGGCUCCAGGCUCUGUCCACGUGUGACCGUGCUGUGCUGGGGAUUGGCGCCCACGUGGCGUGCGGGUCCACUUGUGUAGAACUUUGUUGAGUAAAGAUCAGUUUCUUGUGAAA